UUUCUCGCUAUGCUUUAUUCUUUUCACAAGUCUGUAAGCCCACACACAUCUCCACGGGCGAGGAAGCAAAAUAAGGGGCGUCUGAGCGUCUGGUUCCUUCCUAGGUGUAGCGGAGGGUAGGGUGUCAACGGCUCUUUGUAAGAUGGCAGGGUAUAUAUAUGACCCUCUUCUUGGGUUGUUGCUUUGAAGAAUGAGGACCAAGUAACGGGACAACUUACCUUCACACACCCUUUCGUUCCCUUCCGUGGAGCCAUAGGGACGAAUGUGUCGUUUGCGCGUGUAACGGGGCUUUGGUCCUCCUUACUCUGGAAAGGGCUUUCCCCCCGUGUUAUGGCUUCUGGAGUAACAGUGAAUGAUGAAGUUAUCAAGGUUUUCAAUGACAUGAAAGUACGAAAAUCUUCAACGCCAGAAGAGAUUAAAAAACGAAAGAAAGCAGUUCUCUUCUGUUUAAGUGAUGACAAAAGACAAAUAAUUGUAGAAGAAGCAAAGCAGAUACUAGUUGGUGACAUAGGUGAUACAGUGGAGGACCCUUAUACAUCUUUUGUGAAGCUGUUACCUCUGAAUGAUUGCCGAUAUGCUUUGUAUGAUGCAACAUAUGAAACAAAGGAAUCUAAAAAAGAAGACCUGGUUUUUCUAUUCUGGGCUCCAGAGAGUGCGCCUUUAAAAAGCAAGAUGAUCUACGCAAGCUCAAAAGAUGCCAUUAAAAAGAAAUUCACAGGUAUUAAACACGAGUGGCAAGUAAAUGGGUUGGAUGAUAUUAAAGAUCGAUCAACACUGGGAGAGAAACUAGGAGGCAAUGUGGUAGUUUCACUUGAAGGAAAACCCUUAUAAAAGGACAGACAAGUGCCAUCUGGAGCUUCCAUUUUUGCAGCUCAUUCAAUUGGAAUAGCAUUAGUUCCUUUUGCCCCACCUUCCCAGAUCCCAAAUACCUGAAGGAGACGUCAUUAAACAGUCUAUAAGUGGUCACCAUUAGACUGUUUUUAAACCUGAUAGUUUAUGUAGAAUCCAAGGAAUGCCUCACAUCAUAUUCUUAGCCAAAACUGAUGUGGGCAUUCCUUGCAAAUAUGUACAGUGAAUGUGAUAGUUGAUGUGGAUAGUCUAGCCAAGCAACAAAAGGUUUAAGCUAAUUGAUUGCCUUUAAAGUAUUGUCCAACGGUCAAAUGGUAGACUCUAUUCAGUAUUACUUUACAGUUGCACUUGAUCGCAGUUCCAUGAGGCUCUUGUGCAUUCAUACACCUCACCUGCCUUGACAAGCCUUUUUUGUUACAUGGCAGCACUCAACACUAUGCAUUUAAAUUAAAGCACUUUUUGUAAUAUGUUUUAAUUCCCCUUUCCCAAGGAAUGCCAAUUAAGUUUCUGUAAUUGUCAUCAAACUGUUGUAGUACCCCAGUCUUCAUUCCUGUUACAUGCAUAUCUUUAUAAGUGAAGUAGCUGUUAAUGAUGCCUUUUUGUUUUUCUGUUGAAUGUACACUACUGAACAGGAGUAGGAACUAUCUGUUUACCAUGCAAGUCUUGCAACACUAAUGAUGUUUUGUAAAACAUCAAUCAUAAUGGCAAUUUCUGUAUAAAAAGAGCCUUAAAUGGAACAUUGUUUUUGAGAUCAAAUAUAUUAGCCACGUUGCAAUAAAACUUGUGGCUUAUUACAGAA
Zootoca vivipara (common lizard) is the source of this 1648-nucleotide messenger RNA. RefSeq names its product cofilin 2 (gene CFL2). NCBI's taxonomy places the organism in Eukaryota, Metazoa, Chordata, Lepidosauria, Squamata, Lacertidae. Gene Ontology annotation, biological process: actin filament depolymerization. Gene Ontology annotation, cellular component: actin cytoskeleton. The record is from RefSeq and is a predicted model, not a curated record. Gene Ontology annotation, molecular function: actin binding.